Molecule: messenger RNA, 1738 nt
Organism: Hydractinia symbiolongicarpus
Lineage: Eukaryota; Metazoa; Cnidaria; Hydrozoa; Anthoathecata; Hydractiniidae
Product: arylsulfatase B-like
Exons: 8
Coding region: 147-1685 (512 amino acids)
Source: RefSeq, a predicted model, not a curated record
ACAAGUUUGAAGUUUUGUGGUGUUUUAAUCUAACAUAGUUUACUUCGCACCCAGGGAAAUGAAAUCCUUAACUGAAGUGGAUUACAAUUGGGUUUACACUUACAUUUUGCAAGAUGUCUAUUGUUACUCUAUUAAGAUUAUAAACAAUGUGUGUACGCAAAGCUUUUUUGUAUCUGGUUUUUACGUCAUUAAUGAAGUUUUCUUUGCAACAAAAGAAACCACAUAUUAUUAUGAUUGUUGCCGAUGAUUUGGGUUGGAAUGAUGUGAGUUUUCAUGGUUCCCAACAAAUCCCUACGCCAAACAUAGAUAAACUUGCACAAAGUGGAAUUAUUCUUAACAACUAUUAUGUUUUACCAAUUUGUACACCAACAAGGAGUGCAAUUAUGACUGGAAGAUAUCCCAUACAUACAGGUAUGCAACAUGGGGUCAUACAUGGGCCUAGUCCUUGGGGUGUUGAUUUAAACGAGACUUUCUUGCCAGAAUUGUUAAAAGCUCAAGGCUAUAGCACUCAUGCUAUUGGCAAAUGGCAUCUUGGAUUUUUUGCAAAAGAAUACACUCCAACAUACAGAGGCUUCGAUACAUUCUACGGAUAUUACAAUGGUAAAUCAGAUUAUUGGGAUCACUCGACUGAGUCAUUAUUUUGGGGAUUAGAUUUACAUAAAAAUGAAAAGGCUGUAUUUAAUCAAUGGGGAAAUUACAGUACAGAAAUAUUCACUACAGAAGCCGAAACCUGUAUAAAAAAUCACAACACAUCAGAACCUCUCUUUUUGUACUUGGCAUACCAAGCUGUGCACAGUGCUAAUCAACAUGACCCUCUACAAGCUCCUCAAAGUUGGAUUGACAAAUUCAAACAUAUAAGCGAUGAAAACCGAAGAAAAUAUGCAGCUAUGGUAGCAUAUAUGGAUUUUGGUGUGGGCAGAGUAUAUGAAGCGUUACUUCAGAAGGGCAUGCUUGAAAAUUCAAUUAUUGUUUUCACAAGUGAUAAUGGCGGACCUGCAAAUGGAUUUGAUUUAAAUUGGGCUAGUAAUUUCCCUCUAAGAGGAAUUAAACGAACUCUGUAUGAAGGAGGAGUGCGAGCAGCUGGCUUCAUCCAUAGUAAACUUCUGAAAAGUCCUGGAAGAGUUUCCAUGGAUCUAAUGCAUGUAACUGACUGGCUACCAACAUUUGUAAAUUUGGCUGGUGGAUCUGUCAAGCCUAACAAUCCACUUGAUGGUGUUAAUCAAUGGGAAACAUUACAGAAUAUGGUACCAUCUUCAAGAAAGGAAGUUCUCUUGAAUAUGGUAGAUAAUUCAACAGGUGCCCUGAGAAUGGGUGACUGGAAAAUAUUACUGGAAGUAAUGCCUCAAGGAAAGUAUUGGGAUGGUUGGUAUGCUCCUCCACAGGUCCAAAAUAAAGAGUUAGUUGAGAAAAUGUUUGUUGAUGCAUCUGUACAGUGUGGAGAAGUUCCAGAAAAUGUAACACACUGUACAAAGGAACAUGGAUAUUGUCUGUUUAACAUUAAGGAAGAUCCCUGUGAAUAUCACGACUUGUCAAAGGAAUAUCCUGACAUUUUUAAACAGAUGUUAUCAAGAUUGGAUGAAUACAGAAAGACCAUGGUUCCUCCCCGUAAUAAAAACAUUGUUGACCCGCUAUCGAAUCCUAAAUUGCAUAAUGGUGUGUGGCAGCCUUGGGUUAAAUUAAGUUAACUUCUCCCCAUGUUUUUCUUAAAUUUUUUUUUUUAUUUUUUUUUAAAUCAAAU